UGCCUGUGUCUGUGCCAGUGCCCGAGCUCUGAUGAACUUUUGGCUGUGGCAAUGGGGACGACGUCGUCGAAUUCUGAUGGAUAUUUAGUGCUGUGCGCCUAUGCCAUUGCACUGCUCGACCUGGUCUCCGCCGUGCUCUUCGCCAUCGUCUCUGGCAUGCUCUAUGCAAAGAAUAACCAUUGGACCUCGCUGGCUGCAUUGAUCUUUACCAUAUUUUGGAUCCUAGUAAUUAUUGUACUGGUGCUGGGCAUCUACAGGCGCCAACUGACUUUGAUUCGUUGCUGGUUGGCGUUCACCUGUCUGGGCAUAUUACUGGAUGGCAUUAUACUCAUUUAUGGCCUGACCUUGGCCGUUUCUGUGAAUUGGGAGGGCGUCAAAAUCACAGUCCUACCAUUUGUGGGCUUGGCUGUGGAAAUGACAUUUGUGUACAUCGUUCAUCUGUUGUAUCUGGAAAUGACGGGAUAUGACAAUGCACAGAGCGAGAGCAGUCCAAGAGCCAAAGGAGGAGCUGAUGGACAGGUGAGGGAUGUCAGGCAGGAGGCGGAGCACGAGUAUAAGCGCCAGAAGCGGCUCGCCAGGGAGCGCCGGCAGCGGGAUAAAGCGAUGCUCAAGAAUCUGGAGAAGAGACUGCACCGUGGAUUGGUCUAG
Messenger RNA from Drosophila subobscura, 648 nucleotides. RefSeq lists its product as uncharacterized. NCBI's taxonomy places the organism in Eukaryota, Metazoa, Arthropoda, Insecta, Diptera, Drosophilidae. The transcript is spliced from 3 exons. The record is from RefSeq and is a predicted model, not a curated record. The coding region runs from base 52 to 648 and encodes 198 amino acids.